AAGGGGCCGCGCUCCGUGGACUGCGCCGGCAUCUCAAGGAGCACUUCUACAGACCCAAGGCUUCCAUGUGAGCGAUUUCGCUCUCUUCUUGGGCGCCACGUCCUCCCAAUCGUCUCUGCUGCCGGAACAUCCGCGCUGUGGGGCCGGGAGCGGCUGAGAUCCUCGUCGGCUGUCCGGAGUGUGAGGCUCGCACGGCCCCGGCUGCUCCGCGCCUCGCUGGAGCCCAAGGGGGGCGCGGGUCCGGGGCAAGGGCCGGCUGGGCGUGUUUGAUGGCUUCACUGAGAAGGGUCAAAGUGUUGCUGGUGUUGAACUUGAUUGCGGUGGCCGGCUUCGUGCUCUUCCUGGCUAAGUGCCGGCCCAUCGCGGUGCGUAGCGGAGACGCCUUCCACGAGAUUCGGCCGCGCGCGGAGCCUGUCAACCUCAGCGCGCACAGCGCCAGCCCCAUCCAGGAUGCAGUCCUGAAGCGCCUCUCGCUGCUCGAGGACAUCGUCUACCGACAGCUGAAUGGCUUAUCCAAAUCCCUUGGGCUCAUUGAAGGUUAUGGUGGGCGGGGCAAAGGGGGCCUUCCUGCUACCCUAUCCCCCACUGAAGAAGAAAAAGCCAAGGGACCCCACGAGAAGUAUGGCUACAAUUCCUACCUCAGUGAAAAAAUCUCACUGGAUCGUUCCAUUCCGGAUUAUCGUCCCACCAAGUGUAAGGAGCUGAAGUAUGCCAAGGAGCUGCCCCAGAUAUCCAUCAUAUUUAUCUUUGUGAAUGAGGCCCUGUCGGUGAUCCUGCGGUCGGUCCACAGUGCUGUCAACCAUACGCCGACACACCUGCUGAAGGAAAUCAUCCUGGUGGAUGACAACAGUGAUGAAGAGGAGCUGAAGGCCCCCUUGGAGGAGUACGUCCACAAACGCUACCCGGGGCUGGUAAAGGUGGUGCGCAACCAGAAAAGAGAGGGCCUGAUCCGAGCGCGCAUCGAGGGCUGGAAGGCGGCCACCGGCCAGGUCACUGGCUUCUUCGAUGCCCACGUGGAAUUCACCGCUGGCUGGGCCGAGCCGGUUCUAUCCCGAAUCCAGGAGAACCGGAAGCGAGUGAUCCUCCCAUCCAUCGAUAACAUCAAACAGGAUACUUUUGAGGUGCAGCGGUACGAGAACUCGGCCCAUGGGUACAGCUGGGAGCUGUGGUGCAUGUACAUCAGCCCUCCGAAAGACUGGUGGGACGCCGGAGACCCUUCUCUCCCCAUCAGGACACCAGCCAUGAUUGGCUGCUCCUUCGUGGUCAACAGGAAGUUCUUUGGUGAAAUUGGUCUUCUGGACCCUGGGAUGGAUGUGUAUGGAGGAGAAAACAUCGAACUUGGAAUCAAGGUGUGGCUCUGCGGGGGCAGCAUGGAGGUCUUGCCUUGUUCCCGGGUGGCCCAUAUUGAACGGAAGAAGAAGCCAUACAACAGCAACAUUGGUUUCUACACCAAGAGGAAUGCUCUCCGGGUGGCUGAGGUCUGGAUGGAUGAUUACAAAUCUCAUGUGUACAUAGCAUGGAACCUGCCUCUGGAGAACCCAGGAAUUGACAUAGGUGAUGUCUCCGAAAGAAGAGCCUUAAGGAAAAGUUUAAAGUGUAAGAAUUUCCAGUGGUACCUGGACCACGUUUACCCUGAAAUGAGAAGAUAUAAUAACACCGUUGCAUAUGGGGAGCUUCGCAACAACAAGGCAAAGGAUGUCUGCUUGGACCAGGGGCCGCUGGAGAACCACACAGCAAUAUUAUACCCAUGCCAUGGCUGGGGACCCCAGCUCGCCCGAUACACCAAGGAAGGCUUUCUGCACUUGGGAGCCCUGGGGACUACCACACUCCUCCCUGACACCCGCUGCUUGGUGGACAACUCUAAGAGUCGGUUACCCCAGCUCCUUGACUGUGACAAGGUCAAGAGCAGCCUGUACAAGCGCUGGAACUUCAUCCAAAAUGGAGCCAUCAUGAAUAAGGGCACGGGGCGCUGCCUGGAGGUGGAGAACCAUGGCCUGGCUGGCAUUGACCUCAUCCUCCGCAGCUGCACAGGACAGAGGUGGACAAUUAAGAACUCCAUCAAGUAGUAGGAGGAGCUGGGGACCCUGGAGCCUGGCCCCUGGGGCAGGGUCUGCCUGUCCUCCAGAUCAGCCACACUGGUGGAGAGACAGCGGAGCCAGCAGGAGCUCGUGGGACUCCUGGGCUUCUCCAGGGCAGUACAGGGGCCCCUGAUGGAGACUUUGUGCCCACAUCAGGCAGUCAGCUGCCAUGAGGCUCAUGUACCCUGGAAAAGUACCCUCUUACUCUUCUCUGAGACCCCAGAAGCCAUUUCUUCUGCAGCCUGGGUGUGGAUCUGGUACCAAGGAGAAAAAC
Pteropus alecto (black flying fox) is the source of this 2352-nucleotide messenger RNA. RefSeq names its product polypeptide N-acetylgalactosaminyltransferase 17 (gene GALNT17). The transcript has 11 exons. Gene Ontology annotation, cellular component: Golgi apparatus. Bases 270 to 2066 code for a protein of 598 amino acids. NCBI's taxonomy places the organism in Eukaryota, Metazoa, Chordata, Mammalia, Chiroptera, Pteropodidae. The record is from RefSeq and is a predicted model, not a curated record.